Messenger RNA from Trematomus bernacchii (emerald rockcod), 1415 nucleotides. Its product is annotated as C-type lectin domain family 17, member A-like. The transcript is spliced from 7 exons. The record is from RefSeq and is a predicted model, not a curated record. NCBI's taxonomy places the organism in Eukaryota, Metazoa, Chordata, Actinopteri, Perciformes, Nototheniidae. Bases 282 to 902 code for a protein of 206 amino acids.
ACAACCCUCUGAUGCGUGUGUUCAUAGCUUGGCACGCCACUUCCCUGGAACCGUUGCUGCUUCCAGUGUUUCCUCCUGAAGUCUUUGAUCACUACCCAGUCACCGGGCUUGAAGUGGUGUUGUGGUGCAUCAGCUGGCGUCUGCAGUACGGCUUUCCCCUGAGAGUGGAUAGCUGAGAGGGAGACUGAAAGACUUAUACAGUAGUUCAACAAAAGUCACAUACUUCAGGAUACUUGCUGCAGAGCUGACCUUCUAGGAAAGAGUUGGCAUUCCCAUGAGCAAUGGAGAAAAUCUAUGACAAUGCUGUUGAUGUCAAAACCCUAAGCUCAAGCUCAUCAACAAUACAAGAAGGUCCCAGGAGACUUCUCAGAGCGUCUGUUCUCGGUCUGGGGCUGCUGAGUGUUUUCCUGCUGGCUGGACUCAUCGGCCUCGCUGUCCACUAUCAUAACUCAGUAGGUGUUAGAGAUCAGCGGAUCAACCAGCUGGUGGACCGACUUCAGAGUUUGAUGGCAAAAACGUGUCCUGAAGGAUGGAGGAUGUUCGGUUGUUCCUGUUAUAACCUCUCUACUGAGAAAGCUUCUUGGGAACAAAGCAGAGACAACUGCAGAGCCAGAGGAGCACAUCUGGUGACCGUAGACAGUAAUAAAAAACAGAAAUUCAUCUCUAGCAAGAUCAAGGAAGCCACUUGGAUUGGUUUGAGUUACAGAGGAGAGGAGGGGACCUGGACAUGGGUGGAUGGAUCUCCACUGACCCUGACGUUUUGGGACGAAACACAGCCGGAUAAUGGAGAAGGGGAUCGAAAGAUUGGCGAAGAGGACUGUGUAAACAUCAGUCCCUCCGCCUGGUGGAACGGCUGGUCCUGUGAGGACCAUCUGCAUUGGAUCUGUGAGAAAGAAGCUUAACAUUGGUGUCUGUUUGGAUACUAAACAUGCAAUCAUGCUUUUACAAUUUAGUUUAAAUUGAGUUAUUUAAAACUAUACAAAGUGUCUGAUUUCAUAAAUAAGAAUUACUUUGCUCGAAUUGAUGAAUCACAGUGUUAGUGUUUUUGUUUAGGAUUAAUAUCAGUAAUAAAUAAAUAGUCAUUUAAUUAGUUUUUGCCAACUUUUGUUUGCCUCAAUUAAAUUAGUAUUUGUAUUAAUCCUUUUACAUAUCUUAUGUAACGUUCUUAUGAACUGGAAAGUCAGAAAGCCCAACUGCUUCAAUUGAAAUAGAUGGCUGGAGGACUUCCUAAACAUCUUCAGUAUGGACGAAGCUGCUUUCUCCCUGUUAUAUUUGGUUAAGCCAGACAACAGGCAUUUGGAUAAGAUAAGGGCUUUCCUGGACUCAAACCAUCUCGGCUGCCAAUAGAAAAUAUAAUAAUUAUAAUAAUAUUAAUGAAUAAAUAAAGAGAAAUAAGCUAUGAACAAACAGAAAAA